AUGCCCGAAGAAGGAGGAGCUUGGCAAUCAUACCCCCCCCCCCCCCGGUAUGGGAGAUUCACAGUGAGCCGGGAUAAGGGUCCGAGGUUGAACGAGCAGACUCUGGCCCAAAAGAGGAAGUUCACCUGGUCUCGGUCCCUAGAUCAGGUGAAGGAAAGUGCCGGUAUUUGGGGUGUGUCCUCGCAUCAAGCGGGAGAGUUAGUGGUGAAUGCUCGAAUGAAGAACCUUCUCAUCACUGCUAGUGAAGGAAGCUCUGCUCAGUUGAGCCCCGCGACGUACACCAUCACCCCUCCUGCUUCAGAUGGUUUGAUCCCAAAGGAAGGGUAA
Molecule: messenger RNA, 327 nt
Organism: Linum trigynum
Lineage: Eukaryota; Viridiplantae; Streptophyta; Magnoliopsida; Malpighiales; Linaceae
Source: the annotation of a GenBank genome assembly